Psylliodes chrysocephalus is the source of this 608-nucleotide messenger RNA. Lineage: Eukaryota; Metazoa; Arthropoda; Insecta; Coleoptera; Chrysomelidae. The record is from the annotation of a GenBank genome assembly.
UAUUUUUAAAACGUUUAUUUUUUGGCAUAAUAGAUUCUUGAAAGAUGUCAAAUAUACUUAAAAAAAUUCUUGUAAAACUUUCAACAACUAAGAAAAAUGGGGGAGGCAGCAGAAAAUUUGAACUAUGACUGCAAUUAUAACAUGUUCCUUGCUAAAAUUAUGCUAUCCAACUUACCCACAAAUGAAGAUAGACAAAAGGCAGUCAAAUGGAUGAAAAAAUUAACAAACUGUAAUAGAUCUAUAGAAGAAAUGAAAUUACGUAAUGAUUUUAUGUAUUAUCUGGUGGUUAAUAUACAACAAGGACAGUUGCAAGCUCCUUUUACAGAAAACCCUCCGCCAAGCGCUUUACCAUCUAUUGCCCACCUUUUACCUGGGGGUACGGCUGAUAUGGAAGAUACAGAGGAAUCAAGACAGCCUACAAUGAAACCAAUGUUAUAUGAAAACUCUCCCGAUGGAGGGGCAUUUUUGGCUGCUCAACCUGUACCUAGGUGCGGUGCGUUUUGUUAUUUAGCUGUAGUCGCUAAAGAUCCCAAGUCAUCCCAUUAAUAAUUUCUGAAAGAAUAUUGUGAAGGUUUCAAUAAAAAUGUGCUUUUUUUGUUGAUUUCAUU